This is a messenger RNA of Eucalyptus grandis, 1248 nucleotides long. Its product is annotated as phosphoenolpyruvate/phosphate translocator 2, chloroplastic. Gene Ontology annotation, cellular component: membrane; Golgi apparatus. Gene Ontology annotation, molecular function: antiporter activity. The transcript is spliced from 9 exons. Gene Ontology annotation, biological process: transmembrane transport. Lineage: Eukaryota; Viridiplantae; Streptophyta; Magnoliopsida; Myrtales; Myrtaceae. The record is from RefSeq and is a predicted model, not a curated record.
AUGACGCCAUUCCCGAAACCUCGAAGUGGAGACAUCCUUCGGUCCCCUUCGACUCGCGAUGCAUCGCCCCUGAAGUCGCUUGAGCGCGGGGUCCAUAACUCCGGCCUCCUGCCUUUGAGGACGGUUUCGCGGCUCCGUUCUGCCUCGCGACCCCAUGCGCUGGUUCCAGCUGCUUCUUCUUCUCCUUCAUCUUCGCUUCUUUUUCUGAGAUGGAAGGAAGAUGGCACCAAGGCCAGGACUGCUUCGGCGCCCGGGAUAGCGGAGGACGGCCCCAUGAAGCUGGGCGGCAUCGCGAGGACGCUGCGGGUCGUUGUCAUGUCCGUGGCUCGGUACCUUUUGAACAUCUACUUCAACAUUUGCAACAAGCAGGUCCUGAAGGUACACCCUUUCCCAGCAACAGUGACAGCAUUUGAGUUUGGGUGAGGGACAGUGAUUAUUCUCCUGAUGUGGGCAUCUAGACUCUAUCCAGUCCCCAAGCUCACUCGAUCUCCGCUUGCAGCAAUUCUACCACUGGCUGUGGCACACACAAUGGGGAACCUCCUUACCAACAUAAGUAUUGGGAGAGUGGCUGUUUCUUUCACUCACACCAUCAAAGCCAUGGAGCCUUUCUUCACAGUUGUUGUUGCUUCUCUGUUCCUUGGGGAGAGGUCAUCAUUCUGGGUUGUUUCCUCCCUGGUGCCAACUGUAUGUGGAGUGGCACUCGCAUCUUUCACCGAGACUUCAUUUAACUGGAUUGGCUUUGGCAGCGCAAUGGCUUCCAAUUUGACAAACCAAUAGCGUAACGUAUUCAGCAAGAAAUUCAUGGUCAACAAAGAGGAAACAUUGGAAAAUAUCAACACCUUCUCAGUGAUGACGAUAAUGUCUUUCAUGUUCCUGGCUCCCACAGCUAUUUUCGUUGAGGGUUUUAAGUUCACUCCUUCAUACCUGCAAUCUGCAGCAAGUCAAGGUUUGCACAUUAAAGAGCUGUGCGUGAGAUCUCUUUUGGCUGGAUUCUGCUUCCACAGCUAUCAGCAGGUCUCUUAUGGGAUACUACAGAUGGUAUCGCCAGUCACUCACUCCGUCGGAAACUGUGCGAAGCGUGUGGUGGUCAUAAUUUCUUCAGUCGUCUUCUUCCAAACACCGAUUUCGCCCAUCAACUCCCUCGGAACUGCGUUGGCUCUCGCCGGAGUCUUCCUGUACUCAAAUGCCAAGAGGAUGACGCCAAAACUGAAGGUCUCAUGAGGCGUGAUGUGCUAUGUAGAGGGAAAA